CAACAAUUAGUAAAGUUUCCAAAUAAUUUUGGUUAAAAAUACUUUAUAUUGAGAAGCUGUUCAGAAGUGUACUAAUGUUGAAAACCCAUCAGUGCAUAGAACCAAAGGGAUUUAGAAAACAAGCAUAAAUCGAAGUACGAAAGCUUUUUAAGAACCAAUAAAUGUAUCGAGUAUCACAAAUUUAACCAGCAAACGUUAUCGAUUAGAGAAGACGUUGACCCCAACAAUCAAGUUGCGGACUUCAGAUUAUUUAUGUGAUAAGUAAACAAACUGGUGAAAGGAAUAUUUCAGAAAUACUCUCAGUAAAGUACAGUUUGGGAUGAAUUCGCGUCUGAAUAUAUGCAGCACGUAUCAUGAAAUUUUGAAAAUUUCGAUUGCUUUACACGAAAAUCACAGUUUGUAGUUCAGUUUUCACCAAACAACCUAAGUUACCUGCUUUCAACUAAUAAGAAAAUGAGCCGAACACACAAACAGUCUGUUGACUGUGCUUUUGAUGUCCUUGUCAAGUAACCAUGAUUGUGUAUAGAAGUAAAAUUAUCAAGUACGACGUCACUAAUGGUCAGUUGUGACUUGUAGUGAAUAGCAUUAGUAUGGAAGCACCGGGAUUUCACUAGAAUUCGGUAGUGUUUUCUAGAGUUCUGGUGAAUAGGGCGUAAUGUGUGUUGACACAGAGCGAACAUAUGUGAACGUAGACUAGACAGGGCGAGAGAAAUCUAGAACUUUCGAGAAAAUGUCCUUCAAUGACCAAUCAGAUUUGGACUUAAUUACAUUGUAGAAAUAUUAGCGUUCUGAUUGGUUGUUACCCGUUUAGAGGUUAUUGAAUAAUUUCUCUCACCCACCACUAUAUAAGCAAGUUAAACAGUCGAGCAUUCAACGCAUAUUGUUGUUCUAUUUCUGUUAUCGUGUUGAAUAUGUCUGGUGGGCAACAUCAUCAAGCAGUUAGUAUUCCUGUGAAUCGUGAGCAACGGUCAUUUGAGAGGCAGAGACGUGACCUGUUAACUGGCCUGGAACACGGAGGUGGUACUCAUCGUGGCAACCUAAUCGCACCGUACACGGAAGACUGGCCGAGUACUGUGGACAGCUGGAUCAACUCCUCGUGGAGGAGAUGGGAUGAAGACAUGCGACGUUUGAGACGUGGAAUGUUCGCACUAUUACCGUUGGACAACUUCACCCACGGGGUUUGGGAGAAUCCAUUCGCUUUAAUGCACCAAAUGGAUCGUCAUAUCCAGGAUAUCCGAGAGAGAAUGGGCUCAAUGGAUGUUCCGUCGACCGGUUCAGUGAGUGACUUUUUGAAGGACGCCUACGAAAUAGGUGAGGAUGGCAAGGUACAUUUCAAGGUACGAUUCGACGCACAAGGUUUCGCUCCUCAGGACAUCAAUGUGACGUCGAGUGAGAACCGUGUGACGGUACACGCGAAGAAGGAGACAACGACCGAUGGUGGGAAGUGUAGUCGGGAGUUCUGUCGUAUGGUGCAGCUGCCGAAGAGUAUUGAUGAUAGUCAACUGAAAUGUCGCAUGACAGAUGAUGGUGUUUUGAUGUUGGAGGCUCCAGUGAAGGUUGAUCAGAACCAGUCGUUGACGCUGAACGAGUCUGGUCAGGUGGGUGUUCGACCGAAAUCGGACAAUCAGAUUAAGGCAGUUCCUGCGUCUCAAGCACUUGUUGCAAAAGGUGUUCAUGGUCUAUCGUAUGUGGAUGAUGGUUCAGGUGGCAAGCGAUUGCAUGUUGAGGUUCCAGUGGACCCAGUGUACAAGCCUGAAGACUUGUGUGUGAAUGUUGAUUCGAAUCGUGUUGUGGUUAGUGGACGUCAUCAUAAGCAGAAGAGUGGUCAAUAUGGAAAGUCAAGUUCAUUUGCAGAGUUCAGUCAGUCGUAUGCGAUUCCCGAGACAGUUGAUCCGUUAUCUGUUUCUGCUCAGGUAGUUGGCAAUACAUUGGUAUUGGAGGCGCCAUUGGAGAAGCAGCAUGCGAUUACUCAUUAGGAGCUAAAUAGUACGAACUGUAUUUACGAUGAUUGUGAUGAAGAUGGUGAUAAUAAUAAUGGCGAUAAUCAUGCUUACGUGUUUGUUUUAAUUUCCUAAUAAAUGAAUUUACCUACUUGCUAUUUGCUUUCAUAACCGUGAAAUGUUUGUGGCAUGAGUCUUGGUAAUUGAUUGGGUCGGACAACAGGUGGUUUUUCGAGUUAUAUUUAUGCUUUAACAUUUGUCAUGUAUCAGAUUGAGAUUUAGUGUGAAAUGUGCUUUCAUGCGAAUGAAUUUUAUUAGGAUUACGGUGCAGUGAAUUUCGACGUGUGACACCAACUAGUGCUCUUUUUACUCAGAUGGAAAUAGUCGUUUAUUGACUACAUAAACUCUGGAUUUUACGAUUGCUUAUGAAGAUUAGUUACCAGUAUUUGUGUGUAAUACACCGAUUGAAGGUUGGAAUAAAUUGUGUCUGAAUCGGAAGGCUUAGUUCUGGUGAUUUUAAUGGCAAGUGAAUGACUCAUAUGGAAGUAUGGAUUACCAAACAUCACCCCUCCUAUAUUUACGAUUGUUCUCGUUCUUCCCAACAAACCGAACAUUUAUCCAGACCGUUUGUGAGAUUUGGGUGAUCUUAGAAGUGGAUUGUUCUAGCGAUAAUUGUGACUGUCUCGGAAUUGAUAAACUUUGGUCUCUUAGAUCCAGUUUGUGUUGUUGCGCAACCCCAAGCGGCAUAUCGAUGAGAGUGAUUAGACUAGCGUGCUCCGGUAGAUCAGAAGUUCGGAACUGUUCGCUUCUUACUUAUUUACGCCUGUUACUCCUCGUGAAGGAGCAUAGGCCGCUCACCAGCAUUCGCCAUUCAACCCUGUCCUGGGCAAUCCUUUCCAGCUCCUUCCAGUUGUUAUUCGUCCUUUUCAUAUCUGCUUCUACUAUCCGACGUAAUGUGUUCUUAGGCCUUCCUCUUUUCCGCUUCCCUUC
This is a messenger RNA of Schistosoma haematobium, 2930 nucleotides long. Its product is annotated as Heat shock protein. Bases 912 to 1976 code for a protein of 354 amino acids. The transcript has 5 exons. NCBI's taxonomy places the organism in Eukaryota, Metazoa, Platyhelminthes, Trematoda, Strigeidida, Schistosomatidae. Gene Ontology annotation, biological process: response to heat; protein refolding. The record is from RefSeq and is a predicted model, not a curated record. Gene Ontology annotation, molecular function: protein folding chaperone.